Fundulus heteroclitus (mummichog) is the source of this 987-nucleotide messenger RNA. RefSeq names its product protein PET100 homolog, mitochondrial. NCBI's taxonomy places the organism in Eukaryota, Metazoa, Chordata, Actinopteri, Cyprinodontiformes, Fundulidae. The coding region runs from base 119 to 346 and encodes 75 amino acids. The transcript is spliced from 4 exons. The record is from RefSeq and is a predicted model, not a curated record. Gene Ontology annotation, cellular component: mitochondrion; mitochondrial inner membrane. Gene Ontology annotation, biological process: mitochondrial respiratory chain complex IV assembly.
ACUGAAUUUAACUAGUUCGAAGAAGCAUGUGAAGCGGAUACACGGAAAUCAGUCUGAAGGUCUUGUGUUUUGAGUUUAUGUAAUACUUUACGGCUUCGGAUAAGAACUUGACGUGGAAAUGGGUGUUAAAAUAGAGAUUUUCAGAAUGAUGCUGUAUUUGUCCUUUCCCGUCACCAUGUUUUGGAUCUCAAACCAGGCAGAAUACUUCGAGGAGUAUAUCGUUAAGAGAAAGAGGGAAAUCUUCCCUCCUGACGAAGAAUCACAGAGGAAGGAGUUGGAGAACUUUAAAGAGCGGAUGCGUGUUCGAAAGGAGCAGCAGUUAUUAAAAAAAAUGAAUGAGAACUGAAGAUUUUGUGCUUUUGGAAAACUAUUUGAAUGUUCAUUGCAGACAAUACUUUCUUUUAAUUGUUAUGGGAAAGGAGAUUGUUUCAAUCUGGAAUAAGACCACAGUACAACAGAAAGUUGCCCAAGGUUAAUACGAUUUAUAAGGUUUGCCUGGCAGUUUGUAUGGAUUAAUCAUGCCCAAUAUGCCUGAUGUUAAAUUUAUUUAUGACCUAUUUUUAUACAAGAUUUCUUAAAUGUUGGAAUUGCUAUUUUCUUUGAGUUUGUGAUACAGGCUAUGUUCCACAUUAAGGUUUAUUUUUCUGUGACUGCAAUCUGUUUUGUAAUGCUGGUAAAAUAUUUCAAACUCUGGUUGUAUUUUCUCAACUUUUUUACUUUGCAGAAUUCUACCGGAUGUGAUUAAACACAACCAUAAAGAGCAGGAAAAACAAUGAGCUAAUAAUCCACCUAAUCUAUUUUCAGGAUUAAACUAUUAAUUGUGCAUUGAUUUUACAGUAACGUAAAAUGAUUCAUUAGCAGAGCUUGUUGGAGGGGGUGUCAUUGAUUAUCUUGAAAAUCAGUUAACCUUUUAGAAGUGCUUUAGUUUUCUAUGUUGUUUGUUACAAUAACUAAUAAAACCUCAUUUAUUUGAAGUUGUCUCUAACA